AUGGGCCGUCCUCGCAAAGAUGCACCAGCAUCUACCCACAAAACAACGAAGGGGGUUGGUGUCACGAUGAUGAAUGGGAAAAAAAUCGACCGACGGAAAAAAGAGUUCCGGAACCUCCCGAAAUCAAAAGCGAAGAAACAGAAACGAUACGGCCCACCGUCGCACAUAUUAAAAGCAACCAUCGCGCCGAAGUUUAAGGAAAUGAGAGAACAACAUCAGAGCUAUAAUAAUACUACCACGAAUAAUUCUUCUCGGGGGGUGAUGUUUAACAACGGAGGAGGAGGAGGAGGAUUAGGAGGAAAAGAGGAAGAGGAGUGCAACAACAACUACGCGAAGAAGUUUAACGAGGGAGAAGAAAAAGAAGACGAAGAAGAGGCGUGGAGAGAAUGCGACGUGGUGGCGAAAAAAGAGAACACUUCAAACGAGGAGAGAGCUGGAACGCCGACGCCGCCGACGACGACGCUUACUACUACGAAUAAUACGCACGCGACAGGAGGAGGAGGAGGAGAGACAACAACAACAACAAUUACAACAACGACGAAGAGCGAGGACGCGAACAAAGAAGACAACGCGAUGAUGAUGUCUCUGCAGCAGAAACGGAAGCGAGAGGCGUUGAGGAAAGAGGAGGAGGAGAUCGAGCGGAGAGAGAAGGACGACGCGAAGUGGAGACCGGUGUGUUUAUCGAGACCGACGAUGGCGAAAGGAAUCGAGUUGAUGGACGACGGGAGGAUGGUGGCGAGCUCACAGAAAGGGUACAGGUGCGUGCAAGGGACGCGAGGAGUAGAGCCGGUGGUUGUUUGCGAGGAGGAGGAGAAGGAGGAGGGGAUGAAAGAGGAUGACGAAACGAGGGAGACGACGACGACGGCGAGAUACUUUGAGGUUAAAAUAGAACAUUUAGGAGGGAGCGGGUGCGUUCGAGUAGGGUGGAUGACCAAACGAGGAGAAAUGAACGCACCGGUUGGAUUCGAUAACAAAGGAUACGGUUAUCACGCGGAGACUGGGUCGAAAUAUCACGAGGCGAGGCUGAAGACGUACGGCGAACCGUACGGCGAAGGCGACGUGGUUGGUUGUUAUUUGUAUUUAGACGAGAAAAUAGUGGAAAAGAAGGAACAGGUAAAUGCGCAAGAAACGAGUGGUGGUGGCGAUGAUGAUGGUGUCAAGAACGAGGAGGCGAAGAAAAAGCAAACACCCUCGACGCCAGAACGUAACAAGAAAAAUAGGAAAGGAGAAGAACGCUUGAAAGCGAAAGCGUUCGAGGAGAAUCAAAACUCGCCGAACGAAGGGAAAAUAGUAUUUUAUAAAAAUGGGAAGUGUCAAGGCAUCGCGUUCGAGUCCUUGCGGUCGUGCGUGCAUCCAAAGAAACCCUUGGAGUUGUCCGGAUACUUUCCUACGGCGGCGUUAUACACGACGCCGUUGCAAGAUCAGUCGCAACGGGCGAGAGUGUCGUUUAACUUUGGCCCAGAUUUUGCAUUCCCGAUUGACCCGGAGAAGGACGGUUUGCCCAAAUGCAGCGGAUUUUCUCCCGAUUUGGAUCCUCCGAAACCACCACCUGAACCACCUGUACCAGAGAAAAUAGAAAAUGGAGGAACGCAUGUGCCGGCGUUGGGAAGCGUCGAAAACGCUGUUAUUAAACUGGAAGAAACUGAACAAAAAGAAGAAGAAGAAGAAGAAGAAGAGAAAGAAGGAGACAACGAAAAAGUCAACUCUUGCGCAUCAGAAGAAGCGAAAGAAAAAAAAGAGGCGCCGAUGAUGGAGGUCAAACAAGAAGAAGAAGAUGAAGGAAAAGAAAAAGAAAAAGAAAAAGAAGAAGAAGAAGUGCGUGAGUUUGGUAAGCUUUCUGCUGCGGUGGAACCGGCGUCAUUUUUUCGAGGUAGGGAAGAUGCGCCUGGACCCGCGCGCGGCUUGGAUGCCUACGUCGUGGAAGCGAGUGCGUCUCCCAUCCAAAAUGAGGAGGAAGAUGUGGAAGAAAAGGAAGAAGAACUGCCUGAAGCCGCCGAAACGGCGACAACAAGAGACGACGAUACCCAGCACUUCUUCGAAAAUAUCGACGUGGAAACAAACAAAAGCGACGACGGAGGAAACAUCGGGUACGACUGGCUCUCUGGUUAA
Molecule: messenger RNA, 2109 nt
Organism: Bathycoccus prasinos
Lineage: Eukaryota; Viridiplantae; Chlorophyta; Mamiellophyceae; Mamiellales; Bathycoccaceae
Exons: 1
Coding region: 1-2109 (702 amino acids)
Cellular component (GO): Set1C/COMPASS complex
Molecular function (GO): protein binding; transcription cis-regulatory region binding
Source: RefSeq, a predicted model, not a curated record